Messenger RNA from Chara braunii, 6576 nucleotides. NCBI's taxonomy places the organism in Eukaryota, Viridiplantae, Streptophyta, Charophyceae, Charales, Characeae. The record is from the annotation of a GenBank genome assembly.
ACCCGAUAAGAAAUUUCUACGGUCCCUCUUUCGGAACCCGCAGCGUAUGGAAGCCCUCAAAAACUGUAACUUGGAAGCACUGACUAGAUUAAUGAAGGCAGCCGCUGACUUCCAGAAAGCCUCGACUACGGCCUACUUAAGGAGGAUCGUGGCAAGGACAAUUAAAGAAGUGUAUGGGUGGAGUAUCAAUGCAAAGAUGGUGGUGAGGUUGAAAUUUGACGAUCGAAUUAGGCUAGUGGAUGUCAGAAAGGUAGUGAAUGAUGCGAUUGAAGGGAUGGAGAUCCCGAACUGUUUGAAAGACGUUGCACGUGGUAUUGUUCGGAUCGUAUGGGUUAAGAACCCAUCCGUGGCCGACAUGCUACACAAUCAGCGGGCAUUUGCCAGAGCAGACGUGUCGACCUGUACCUGUGCAGGUCUGCCUUACCCUAGGGUAAGCGACCACGUGCAAUUCCGAUUGCAGGAAUUGGAGGGUGUGCAUCCCCUUAUUGGUAACGCUAACAACAUCCCUAAGCGAUCCCAGCCUGAACGCGCAAAACAGUUGGCGCAGGAGAUAACGGUGGGUAUUCGAUCGUGGCCGAAUUUCAGAGGCGAUGAAAUAGUGGUAAGAGGAGCUGAAGCAGCGAGGUGUAUGAUUACUACUUGUUCGGCGGGAAGGAAAUUUCUUGAUCCAGCUGAAGUCAGGAGUUUGAAGUUAACCUUGGAGGGGUUGGUAUUGACCCCCUUGGACAGGAACCUUGGGGCGACUCUGGUUCUAUGCCCAAAGUUGUAUUUCGAAGCGAUGAUGAGUACGUUUGUACUAUCGCCUGGCUACACUAUCGUUACUAAGAUUGAAGAAUGUAUCCAUAAGGAGAUGAGAGCGGAAGCAAAAUCACUAGAUCUUGAGCAGUUCGUGAGGUGGGACUCAAAAGGAAAGUUUGGUGAGGCGUAUGUGAUACCUAAGCACAAAGACCUAUUGAGGUAUAGGCCGAUUUGUCCUACGUUCUCAGAACCUACUGUUCGAACGUGCAGAGCUGCGGCCCGGACGCUGAAUUUACUGCUGGCGACAUUGCCAGCUGACUGGCACUUCAAUCUCAAAUCUGUGUCUGCCUUGGCACCGAGACUGGAGCAGUUCAAUAAGCAGAUUCGAAGAAAAAUCAACGCGCGGUCUGAACUCGUGUCUAUGUCAUACGACAUAAAGGACAUGUUCAGUAGAUUACCACACGAUGAGAUCAUCGCAGCGGUAGACUGGGCAAUUGAGUAUCACAUGGGAAAGAGGAGAUUCAAGGUACGCGUGAAUACAAGAGGGAGAGGAUGUACAUUUGGACGGACGCAGGAGGACAUCCACAACCUCGAUGACUCGCUGGCUCAAGUCCAAGACCGCCUCCGGCAGCUGGAGCAGCGACCAGUCGCCGCCCCCGAUGCCAGCUCUUCCAACACCUCCGAUCGCCUCGAAGCAUUGGAGAUGGACGUCGGCUCCCUCAAGGAUGGCGCGCAAUUACAGCAGGCCGCGACGCAACAGUUGGAACAACGGAUCUGUGCUACCGCCAACACCUCAAGUUCGGAACCGCGCGAGACAGCUCCAAAGUUUGACGGGCAGGAGAUCUUCUGCGACUCAAUGAAGACAGAUCCGAUUCCAUGGUUCCGCAAGUUCGAGCUCACGCUGCAGCUACACAACGUCAAAGAACACAAGCACCACGCAUACUUGUACUCUCGCUCAGGGGGCGCGUGCCAGGCUUGGUUGGACAAUUUCUUGUCCAAGUACGGAGCGGUAGCUGCCGACUUGCACACCAAGAUCAACUGGGAUGAUCUGAAGGCGGUGUGGCACAAGUGGUUCCAAGUCGAGCCGCCGGAGAUCAAGGCUAUGGACAAGCUCAUGGUCUUCGAACAAGGCACACUGCCGAGUACCGACUGGAGCGUCGAGUACCAACUGGAUCGCCAAGCGCAUGCGGAAGUCGAUAGUCCUCCUCUUGCUUAUUCGUUUGAGGACUAUGCUGCCCGGCUCGUUCCUAUGCUGGAUACUCAAGCUCAAGGACAAGACGUGUAUGCAGUUUCUUCUCUGUCCGACAACGGCGACAUAUCGUCUUCAAGUGGUUCUUCACGGGAAUCGGUGCGAGAGUUCAACAUAGAGGUAUUGGACCCGCUCACGUCCGAGGACUUUGCAUGGCUUCCUCUCCCGACCACGGGUGGCUUGCCGGGACCGCAAUGCGCAACACUAUGCGCUCAUAUCCACACAUACUUAUCCUUCUAUGCACCACCAACUUCGCUGACGGAUGACGAAGUCGCGGUGGGCGACAUCCUUGCGUAUGUUACCAAGGUGGUCCGCGAGUUUCACACGCAGCGGUACGAUGACAACAACACACCGCUCAUGUAUGUCCGCAUCCAGGUUGGGCAAGCGUCCUGCAACGCUUUGCUAGAUAGCGGCGCGUCUCGCAAUUUCAUAAGCCAAUCCUUUAUGCAAAGGGCUGGCCUUGGCACACAAGUUCGGAUUAAGGCAAACCCGAUGGCGAUCAAGUUGGCGGAUGGGAAAACGCAGCAACUUCUCGACCGAUACAUCGAGGCCGUACCGGUUUAUUUCGCACCUCAUGCAUGCGAACCGGUGACGUUCGAUAUUCUUGACACGGACUUCAACAUCAUUCUGGGAAUGCCUUGGCUUGCAAGUGCGGAUCACACGGUCAACUUCCACCGGCGGACUCUUAGCGUUCGCGAUGCCUUCAGCGUCGAACUAGCGUGUACUAUUCCUCUACCGCACCAUUCGAUUCGGUGCCAAGUGGUGACGGCCAAAUCAUUCCGGGUGACUUGCGCUUACGAGCAGCCCGAGGAGAUCGGCCUAUGUUUCCUACAGACCGUCGCGGUAGCCGACGCUUCACCCACGGGCUUGUCUUCGGACCCCCGGGUGGUGCGGUUGCUGGACGAGUUCGUCGACAUCUUCGAGUCACCUACCGAUGUGGUGCCGGAUCGGCCGAUCUCUCACGAGAUCAUUCUUGAGGUCGGAGCCGUGCCACUGAAAGGUUGCAUCUAUCAGAUGAGCGAGGAGGAGCUUGAGGUCCUCCGCACAGAACUCGACCACUUGUCUCUCACGACUUCUCCUCCAUAUGUCUGUGCGCUGUUCUUUGCCGGAGGACUACUGCUCACGAGUGUAAUCUUGAGAACCUCAGUCGCCGAGCCCGGCAGCGACCAAGAGAGCUUGCGCCUGCUCCAGGCCUCUGUUGUGGCUCCACCUGUGUCUCCGCCAUCUCCGGUCUUCGUUAUGCCCCCCGCAGCACCACCAUCUCUGGCCUCUGGCAUGGUUCCCCCCCCAACGCCGCAAUCUCCAGGGUCUGUUAUAGCUCAACCUGCAGCACUGCCGUCUCUGGCCUCUGUUAAGGAUCCACCUGCACGGUUUGCACCCCGACCAUCUCCGGGCCGGGCCUCUCUUCUGCCUCCCCCUGUGCCACAGACAUCUCCGGCCUCUGGUAUAAUGGCUCCACCCUCAGGGUCCCCAUCUCCAGCCUCUGUUUUAGAUAGACCUGGAGCCCAGCCAUCUGUGCCUCAAUCAUUGCCUAUUGCAACGGCUCUUACAGGUCCUGUGACUCCGCCGUCCCCAGCCUAUGUUAUGCAACCACCUGCUGCUACCCCACCAUCUCCACCCUCUGUUACCCCUCCCCCUGCGCCACAGACAUAUCCGGCCUCUGGUGUAAUGGCUCCACCAUCAGGGUCCCCAUCUCCAGCCUGUGUUUUAGAUAGACCUGGAGCCCAACCAUCUGUACGUCGAUCGUUGCCUACUGCAAGGUCUCUAACAGGUCCUGUGACUCCGCCGUCUCCCGCCUCUGUUAUGGAACCACCUGCUGCUACCCCACCAUCUCCAGCCUCUGUUAUGCCUCCCCCUGUGCCACCGCCAUCUCCGGCCUCUGCUAUGGCUCCACCAUCCACUCCAACGCCAGAACCGACGGUUCUGAACGAGUCAUUGUUUGUGAACGCAUCAAUCAGAGUCGCAAUCUACCACCCAAAGGAGUACGCUAGGUUCGCCGCAUCUCGUGAAGACUGUGGGCGAAUCAUCUUUCAUCUGGCGCCGCUGGCGGUCUCGUCUGCCAGUUGCAGUCUGUACUAUAUGCUGGCCGACUUGUGCUGGCCCAGUGGGAAAGCCGUCGAGUGGGUAAGCAUGUCCCUUAGGAGAGCGAAUCUCUCCCUGGAGCAGCAAACUCCUAUCUACCCAGACACGGACGAGUCUCUCGUUGUCACGUACUGGUGGCCGUACUCCACACCGAACGGAACACGUAUCUCUGGCUCUGGCGAGAUCAGCAACGAGACGAUGGCACGGUUUCUGGGAUUGAAUAUCGCAGUGGAUGGGACACAUCUUUUUCUAUUUACGAUUCCCAGUACCGGCGGGGGAGGAUCAUCAACGAUGACGUCGAUAUCAACGAUUAACGGUUCCCGUCUCUCCGUUGCGGUAGAGGAAUUCAACGACGUUACCUUUUCGACGGCCCCAAACAAGACAAGUCUUUACAUGGUGGAGGCUGACCGUUCUCCAUUGGCGAUACUUCAUACGCAGCUUAGUGAUUCGGGGAUGCCACUCAGCGUCGACCCCACAAGGAGAGAGAUACGCCCUAAAGAAAGUAGUAUGGGUUCCGGGGCUAGCAGCAUGCGGCUGUUCUUCCAGAGCGGCAUUGCAGACGGGAGGUGCUUUUACUUCGCCGACCCAACCCUGUACAGUGUGUGGGGACUCGAUCCCUUGACCUAUGAGUAUACUCUCGUCGCGGGAACGGGACAGGUGGGUGCCGCUAAUGGGGAUGGCCGCAGUUCUUCGUUCAGAUGGAUGACACAUUUAGCGACAACUCCGGAUGGGUGCAAUGUCUUUGUCACCGAGGACCCAACUGACGCACGCCCCGGCUCCGUUCGCUGGCUACAGCUUGAUUCUCCCUGCACCACGGCCACAUCCGUCUCAACCAUCCUCGAGGCUCGUCAUCACAGUGUGGGGUUUGUGAGCUUAGCGCUGCAUGAUUAUGAUAGUGGCAACCGUCUCAGACUCUACGUAGGAACCAAUGAUGGGGUUAUUUACGAGUUGGAAAUGAACAAGUCUACCCUACCCACAUGUGCACGUCCUCCUCCCCACCGUGACCCCAUCAUCCCUGAUUGGGUUUCCCGCAUUGCGAUCCCUAUUCUUGUGGGAUUCGCAUUGGUGGUGACCAUUGCCAUUUUUGUUCUAGUUAUCGUCAGGCGGCGGAGAAGGCAUCCCCCAGCAGCUGAGGAGGGGCCGGGGGGCGGCCGGGUAUCACGGUUCCUCAGCAGCUGUACCAGCAUGUCGAUAAGCACAACGUCGACGACGGGGUCGGGGUCGGGAUGGGAGAGGCUGGGGAGGGAUAUCAACUUGUCUCUGAUACGGCAGUUCGAUUUAGCGACCUUGUCGCUCUGUACUUGUAAUUUCGACGAUCGCUAUCGGAUCGGGCAGAAGGGGGCAUUCGGGGAAGUAUACAGGGGCAAUAUCGACGGUAAGGAGGUGGCAAUCAAGGUGAUGGCCGGCGAUCUCACGAGGGAAAAGCGGAAGCAGUUCGUUGCGGAGGUGAACGCAUUGUGCAGAGUCAAUCAUGUAAACCUGAUUGAACUGAUCGGCUUUUGCGAAGAGGGAAAUCGUUGCAUACUGGUGUAUCCGUAUUANGUGAACGCAUUGUGCAGAGUCAAUCAUGUAAACCUGAUUGAACUGAUCGGCUUUUGCGAAGAGGGAAAUCGUUGCAUACUGGUGUAUCCGUAUUAUCAAGGGGGAAGCCUGUACGAGCGCCUGCAAAGCAAGCAGCAGAGCCUCGGCAAUGCCCACCUUGAGAAGACUCUUCCGAGUCUGCCGCCGUUGACGCUUGAGGAGCGCAUGAGUAUAGCCUUCCAGAUCGCGCUGGCCUUGAACUAUCUCCAUGGGAGCACCAGGCGACCAAUCAUCCAUCGGGACAUCAAGAGCAGCAAUGUCCUUCUAAGCGACGGCAAGGGAAAUAAGCUUCAUGCCGUUCUCGCAGAUUUCGGGUUGGCGACGAUGGGGGAGAGAGUUUUUGGAGAUGACCAACACGACCUCAUAGAGACGGCCCACAUUAGCGGCACAUUCGGGUACAUGGCCCCUGAGUACCUGCUCAGAGGAGAACUGUCCGAGAAAAAUGAUGUGUACGCGUUCGGAGUCCUCGCUCUCGAACUGCUCACGGGGAGGAAGGCCGCCACACGGUCGCCUUCUGGGACGGAGGGCGUGCUGACGCUGAGGGAAUGGGUCAAGCCAUUCCUUGAGGGAGGGAAGCAGUCUCAGACCAAAGUGCCCCCCUGCCGGCCUGCUCUUGAGAUGCUCCGGGCCUUUCUGGAUCCUUGUCUGAGGGAUGAAGUGGCCGAGGCUUCAGCAACAGAGAUGGUUAUGGAUAUGAUCCAGUUGGCCUGGGUGUGCGUCAAGUUAGAGGAUGAUGAGAGGCCCACGAUGAAUGUGGUGGUCCACCGCAUUCAGGGCAUUCUGCAGAAGGCUACAUGUAUUCAGCCAAACAUCUUCAAGUUGGGGGUUCAACAAGCCUAAUAAAGGUGGUUUUUUUUUUUGUUUUUUUUUUUCGUGGGUUGGGGGGGGGGGGGGGGAGGAAGGGAGCGGGGGAUAAUCUACCUGUU